Molecule: messenger RNA, 1641 nt
Organism: Salvia miltiorrhiza (redroot sage)
Lineage: Eukaryota; Viridiplantae; Streptophyta; Magnoliopsida; Lamiales; Lamiaceae
Product: protein PIN-LIKES 7-like
Exons: 8
Coding region: 242-1417 (391 amino acids)
Biological process (GO): endoplasmic reticulum to cytosol auxin transport
Cellular component (GO): membrane
Source: RefSeq, a predicted model, not a curated record
GGGGCCAAUAAAGAAAUUAUAAACAUGUGAAAUCCCAUUGCCAACUCUUCCUUUGCUAUAUUUACGCAGACUAUAUGGCUAUAGCUAUUAAAUGACGAGUCAUCACCUACCACUCGCCUAUAUAUAUAUUCAUCCACAAUAAUAUUACUCAUAACACCACAAUUUAACACAACAUACAGCAACAUCAGGCUGCAAAUUCUCUCACUAAAAUUAGAGAUAGAAGAAAAAGUUGUAUUAAAAAAUGGGGUUGUUAUCACUGUUGGGGGUGUCGCUGAUGCCGAUUCUACAAGUGCUUCUGUUAUGUACGUUGGGGGCUUUCAUGGCUACUGACUAUUUGAAGCUUUUCCCUUCUCAAACUAGAAGAGCUUUGAACCGAAUAGUGUUUGCAGUGUUCACCCCAGCACUUGUAUUUUCAAGCCUUGCAAAGACAGUCAGCCUCCAAGACCUUAUCUCAUGGUGGUUCAUGCCGGUGAACAUCGGAAUCACGUUUCUGUUGGGAGGCACACUGGGAUGGAUAGCUUGUAAAUUGAUGAAACCACAACCCUACCUCCAAUAUCUGGUCAUAGCCAUGUGUGCAACUGGAAACUUGGGAAACAUAAUGGUCAUUCUAAUCCCAGCAAUGUGUGAAGAAGCUGGCAACCCCUUUGGUGACAAAUCUACCUGCAGAACACUUGGUCUCUCAUAUUCGUCUCUCUCCAUGGCUCUAGGCUGCUUCUACAUGUGGACGUACACGUACCACUUGAUACAGAACUCGAGCGCCGUGUAUCGCUCGUCCCUUGCAGCUCAAGACACCCCUGGGGAACCCAACAAGGAUUUGGAAGCCAGUCCCACAACUCUUCUUCUUCAUAAUAGUACACGGGAUUUGAAGCCAGCUGCAGCUGUAUGGAACAAGUUGUUGGGGGUUUCACGUCAAUUAAUGGAAGAACUAAAAGCACCACCAGUUGUUGCUGCCUUCAUUGGGUUCGUAUUUGGGGCUGUUUCGUGGCUUAGAAACCUUGUUAUUGGCGACAAUGCUCCACUUAAAGUCAUCGAUGAUUCCAUCACAGUCAUAGGGGAUGCAACCAUUCCUUGCAUCAACCUCAUCCUCGGGGGCAACCUCUUACAAGGAUUCAACAAGUCGAAAUUGGAGCCAAAACUGGCAGUUGUGGUGAUCGUGGUGAGAUACAUGCUGCUUCCUGCAGCAGGGAUCGGAAUUGUAAAAGGAGCGGCGCAUCUGGGGCUUCUCCCGAACGAUCCUCUGUUCCAGUUCGUGCUGAUGGUGCAGUACACUCUUCCACCAGCAAUGAACAUAGGAACCAUGACACAACUAGUUGAUGUGGCUCAAGAAGAGUGUUCUGUCCUUUUUCUAUGGACCUACAUCGCUGCAGCCUUUGCUCUCACUGCAUGGUCUACUGUUUUCAUGUGGUUUUUGUCUUAAACCUUUCUUCCAAUCCCAUUCAGGAGCUCAACAAGAAGAUGAGUCACCACAUUAUUUUGGUUUGCUAUUCUAUUCAUUGUUUCGAGCAUAUUUUUCAUUUUUUGGGUUGCUUGUAUUCAUGCAUAUUGUUGUAAUAUAUAUUUUACUUGUUCAUUUCAAGUUAAUACCACAUGUAUCUACUCCUUCAAAGCGAUGAAGUAUAUUUCAUUGAGCCCUUUGAUUAA